This is a messenger RNA of Bombyx mori (domestic silkworm), 3543 nucleotides long. RefSeq names its product FAST kinase domain-containing protein 3, mitochondrial. The transcript has a single exon. Gene Ontology annotation, biological process: regulation of mitochondrial mRNA stability. The record is from RefSeq and is a predicted model, not a curated record. The coding region runs from base 426 to 2339 and encodes 637 amino acids. NCBI's taxonomy places the organism in Eukaryota, Metazoa, Arthropoda, Insecta, Lepidoptera, Bombycidae.
UCGUUGGACGUCGCAUUAUGCUCUGUAAUUAACCAUUACUUAAUGGUAGUUUUCCAAUUACAGAGCAUAAUGCGACUCUGUGACGCACAAUGCUGAAUUAUGCUGAAGCUUAGUUGAGCAUUAUGCCGCAUAAUGCGCUCUUGUGCUGUAAUUGGAAAACGGCCAAUACUUCAACAAAAAAAUGUCAGUGAAGACGACCUUUAAUCAUAAGUGUUUAUCCUACGCAUUUAAUGUCAACUGUCAAAGUCGAAAUGUAAUUUAAUGAAUCGCCAGUGUUUUGAUUUCUUGUAUUGUUUAAAACAUCCUUAAGCGUGAAGUGUAUUGUAUUACCUAUGAAAACGUUUUUUAAUUAAUUACGAUUAAUUUCAUGUUAGGAGAUACAAAUAUUAUCCUGUAUCUUAAAUAAAGAGUUAUUGGUUUUGGAAAUGGCAACUGCAAUAAGAACUUACUUAAAGGCAAAGAAGAAUAUCCUAUCUUGUAAUGCUAAUACGAAGGCUUCUGGUAUUAGCUCGACAUUCCGCAGGAGUUUUAGUGAUGACAAGAACAGAAGUAAUCCACAAUUUAGCAAUUCUACUAUUAUGGUAGAGCACGGAUAUAAUGUACAGGAACUCCCAGUGCUUGUGAGAACAUUAACAGACUUAUCAGAAAUUUAUGACAAGCCUAUUGUAGACACAGAGCCCUCAAGAAUCUCUAACGAUUCCCAAAAUUAUAAUUUAAUAAAAUCAGAGUUCAGUCAAUGCUUAGAUCUAAGAGAUGUAUUUACAUUACUAUCCAAAUGUACAAAAAUAACACCGAGCAUUGCAUUAGGUGCUAUUGAAAGAAUUUAUACAUUAGAAAAAAAUCCAACUCAAAAUGUUCAUGUUAACUUAGCUAAAGGUGCUAUACUUGACAAAUUACUAAAAGUUGUAACAAAAACGAAGGAUACACAGACCAUCAUAAACAUACUCAACACAACAUCCACUUUUAUGGAACCUUACAAACCAAAGUUUUCUGAAGAGAUCAUGUUAAGAGUUCUUGAAAAUAUGCUUUCAGUGGAACAAAUAUGUGAAUUUUUAAAAUUUCUCAUAUUAAAAAGAGGUGACCAACAAUAUUCAGAAAUCAUUGACAAACUAUGGAUUGGUUUUGUUCAACGGGAAGCAGAUAUCAACGAAACAAAUAUAUCAAAGUUGUUUUCCGUUCUCCCUGGUUUUAAAGCAAGUAAAAGAACUGUACUGAACUUAUCAGAGCAGAAGCUGUCUGAAUAUUGGAAUAAAAUUACGGUUUCAGUAAUGCAACAAAUUCUGGAUGUGUUCAUUCAAGAGAAAUAUUUGUCUGUACAGUCAUUUGCUGUGAUUGGCAGGUGGCUUCACACAAACAUUCAUGCCUUAAAUGAUGAUGAAAUGUUAGACAUUAUAUCAAAAUUGACACAGCUCAAGUAUACAGAUGAUCAAAUUGAAAUUGCUGUAGAAAAAUACAUCAAACUUAAAGGCAACAAAAUAAAUAUGCAUGUUUUAAUUGUUGGUAUUUUGAAUUAUUGUAUGCAAUUUCAUAUAAGGAAUGAUGAAAUUCUCAACGCAUGUAGUAAACAUUUUUUCAAUCAAGGCAGCACCAUACCAGCGGGCUUUUUGAGAUCUGUUUUAUAUCCAUUUGGAUAUUUUAACUUUAAACCACUUCAUGAGCAGUUUUGGUCUUUUGCUGAGGAUGUUGUUCUUCAAAAUCUAAAUAAGAUGACUUCUGAUGACAUAUGCUCCAUAAUACUAUCUUUCAUUUAUGUUAGUCAAUAUCCACUGAAGCUAACAAAAAGGAUUUUUAGUUCUGAGUAUUUAAUUAAUGUCAAAAGCUCAGACACUUUGAAGAAACUUCACUUAAUCGAUACUGCACUGUCUAUAGAAUGUCCAAAUUAUUUGGGACCUUUAAUGCCUAAGGACCAGUAUCUUCAGCCAAUAUCACAGGACUUUAGGGUUAAGAAUUUAAUAAACAAAAUAUUAGUUGAUAUUGAAUGGGUAGCAGGUGGUAAACAGAAUGUAUCAACCUCCAUACUUGUCCCGCACUUUUGCUCAGAUCAAACAUAUUUAAUAGAUAUUAUGUUACAUCCCCCCGGUUUGAAUUGCAGUAAGUCUGAUUGGUUAUCUAAGUAUGAUAAAGAUAAAACAAGAGCAAUACUCAUACAUCUCCCUGAUGACUUUUGUACUGAUAAUAAAAACCUCAUUGGUCCACAGCUCAUGAGGAGGAAACAUUUACAAAUUAUAGGUUUGAAUGUAACCAGUCUCAGUUAUUCAUUGCUUAGUCAAUUUUAUACUUCCCACAAUUCAAAUGGACUAAGAGAUUACAUUAAAAAUAGUUUAGGAGAUGCUGAUUAAUUUUUCAUGUGCCCAUCAGGUGGUGAAUGUGAUAAAUGAAUUUUUUCUCCUACCUACGCCGAAAGUUCGGUUCUCCUCCCGCUGUACAGGGAAGAAAGUGUAACUUUCUCUCCCUGAGUACUGACAAGUGCGCAUGCGCGUUAGUGUCUACGUCUGCUCUCACCCACCUAAAAUUCUCCGCCAUUGUUGUGCACGGGUAAUUUGCAAUAUUGUGUUUAGUGUAAAAGUGAAAUAAAAAAAACGCAAUAAAAUUUAAUAGUGAAGUAUUAAAAAAAGAUGAGUUCAUCAGACAGUUCUUAUUCAAUUAGUAGUAGUUUAUUUAAAAAGUAAAAAACAGUUACAUUGUUUUUUUAUGAGUACGGGGGGCUCCGCCCCCCCUACCCCCGGCCAGGGCUUCGCCCUUGACCCCGAUUCGGUACUCACCGAACUUUCGGCCUGGUAGGAGAAAAAAUUGUAUAUGCACAGCGGGAGAAAAGUUGGAUAUUUCCAGCGUGUUUACACGCGGGAGGAAAUGUCCAAUUUUUCUCCCUUGGUGCACAAUGUACUAUUCAGCGUUAGAAAAAAAAAGAGGAUUUGUUUGAUUAUUGUAAAAACUGUAUUUUUUCGGGUUUAUCGAUUUUUUAUACCUAUUCAUUUGGGUUAUUAUAAAAUAAAAUAGGUAUUGUAAUAUUUUAGGGACUUUAUACAUGUGGAACUACUUCAUAAAACUUAUUGAUUUGAAAGGGAGGCCUGUAAAAACGAGAAACAUCAAAAAUAUUAUUUUUUAAUAGAUUUGUUUGUGGGCAUAACAAUAUAAUAGCAAAGUCAAAGAAUUGGAGACUGAUAUAAUUUUGUUUUAUACAUUUGUAUAAAACAAAAGUAACUGUUUUACCCAAUGCUUUGUUUUAAAAUGCCCAUUAGUCUUCAUUGGAAGACGCACAUUUGGACUAUUAAAUCAUUACACAAGUGUAAUUUUUACCACUAAUUCUAUCCAAGAUAAGGUAAUGUCGAAAGUUUUACAAUAUGAAUUUUCUCUGCAACGUUUUAGAACAGAUGUUCCACCAUAGGUUUAAAAAUAAGUACCUAUAUGAUUAAUAUUGUUAAGGAUAAAUUAUUUUUCUAGUCUAGUGUAAUAUUGAUUUUUGUAUAAGUGUUUAUCAUGUAGGCCUAUCAAAAUUGUUUGUUGUAAGAAGAAAGGUGAAAAUAAAAGUCGUUAAUUAUUUUA